Salvia miltiorrhiza (redroot sage) is the source of this 1848-nucleotide messenger RNA. Its product is annotated as TGACG-sequence-specific DNA-binding protein TGA-1A-like. The coding region runs from base 482 to 1570 and encodes 362 amino acids. NCBI's taxonomy places the organism in Eukaryota, Viridiplantae, Streptophyta, Magnoliopsida, Lamiales, Lamiaceae. The record is from RefSeq and is a predicted model, not a curated record. Gene Ontology annotation, molecular function: sequence-specific DNA binding; DNA-binding transcription factor activity. Gene Ontology annotation, biological process: DNA-templated transcription; regulation of DNA-templated transcription. The transcript has 9 exons.
UGCUUGCUUGCUUGCUUGUUUCAUUCUUAGUGGAAAUCACACCAAUUAAAUUUUCAUUCUCCAACUCUCCUUUCAUUCAUCUCACUGUAGCUCACGAUAAACACACAUACACACAACACACACUAACUACAAAUUAGUAUAAUAUCCUUUCACAUUGUCUCCCCCACACUCACACUUGGACAUAUAAUAAUAUACUCUAUAUGCCAGUAUUGUCAUAAGUCUUUUUCUUCUAAUAGAAUAGUUUAUUUCCCAUUUAAAUAUAAAUAUAAUUUGAAAAAAAAAAAGAGAAGGUAUUGCGUUCACAAUCAUAUUCAUAUUCGCUUCUUUCUUUCUUUUUCUGCUCCUCCUUCAGCAUGGAAAAAAAUGGAGUCUUGAUUUAGUUUUACUUGCUUUAGUUCUUGAAGAGAGCUCAACUGCUGCUUGUUGAGCAGAAGCUUAUUCUAAUAGUGGGGCUCUUUCUCCUCUCCAAUAAAAGCCAACAAUGAUGAAUUCCACAUCCACACAAUUUGUUCCCUCAAGACGGAUGGGCAUAUAUGAGCCGAUCCAUCAGAUGGGCAUGUGGGGAGAUUUCAAAGGUAACAAUUGUCUGGAUGCAUCUCCACCGAUGAUUCUGGAGGUUGACCCUAAACUAGAUAAUCAGUCAGAGGAUACUUCACAUGGAACUGUUGGACCUUCAAAUAAAUACGACCAAGAAGCAAGUAAACCACCUGAUAAGGUUUUAAGGCGUCUAGCACAGAACCGUGAGGCUGCUCGUAAAAGUCGUCUAAGGAAAAAGGCCUAUGUUCAGCAAUUAGAAAGCAGUAAACUAAGGCUUAUUCAGUUAGAGCAAGAGCUCGGCCGUGCUCGGCAACAGGGUUUGUACUCUGGAAGCGCUUUAGAUGCUAGUCCACUAGGUUAUGCUGGGAGUAUGAACCCAGGUAUUGCUACAUUUGAACUGGAGUACGGACACUGGGUGGAAGAACAAGAUAGACAAUUAUCUGAUCUGAGGAAUGCUUUGCAUUCAUCAGAAACGGGAGAUGUGGAACUGCGAAUAUUCGUUGAUGGUGGACUUGCACAUUAUUUUGAUCUUUUCACAAUGAAAGCUAUAGCUGCAAAGACAGAUGUAUUCUUUCUGAUGUCUGGCAUGUGGAAAACUUCGGCUGAGCGUUUUUUCUUCUGGAUUGGCGGUUUUCGGCCUUCAGAACUUCUAAAGGUUCUCUUACCACAUCUGGAGCCAUUGUCAGAACAACAACGUUUGGAUCUUGGCAAUCUCACGCAAUCGUGUCAGCAAGCAGAAGACGCGUUAUCACAGGGGAUGGAGAGACUCCACCAAAUUCUCGGGGAAGCCAUAGCCAAACAACUCGGUGAAGGGAACUAUCUCCCACAGGUUGGUGCUGCCAUUGAGAAGUUGGAUGAUCUGGUGAGGUUCGUCGGUCAGGCAGACCAUCUGAGGCAAGAAACUCUGCAGCAGAUUUCGCGGAUCCUCACCACCCGGCAGGCAGCUCGAGGGCUUCUUGCUUUGGGUGAGUACUUUCAACGUCUCCGAGCAUUGAGUUCCCUUUGGUCGUCACGGCCUCGUCAAUCCUCCUAGCUCUCCUCUCUCGUCUUUCUUCAUCGCCUUAGUUAGCUACCAUAAUGUCUGUUUGCACAUUUUUGAUCUGCUUCCUGUGAUUGAAGAUUUGUAAAUAUAAUUAGCUGAUUUAUCAGGAGGAAGUGCAUGUGUGGAUACAUUUUCUUUUCUUUUCUUUUCUUAUCAUUAUAAGCUAUAUUUAUGUCUAGAUUCAGUAAUGUAAAUUUUCAGGCAUGUAUGGCUGUCUCCUUAUAUUUUCAACGUCUUUAGUGUGUAAAAUAAAACAGCUUCAUUUUGCA